Molecule: messenger RNA, 1481 nt
Organism: Prorocentrum cordatum
Lineage: Eukaryota; Dinophyceae; Prorocentrales; Prorocentraceae
Source: the annotation of a GenBank genome assembly
UCGGGCUUCGGCGCCUCCUGCCGCGCGGGGCCCGUGCUGGACGGGCCGGCGGGCGCGCGGGCCGCGCGCGCCGGCGAGCCGCCACCUGCUCUGGCGCGGCAGGCUGCCCUGCCCGACCGGGGCCUGCAAGGAGGAGGCCGAGAGCGGGCCGUGCUGCUGUGGCAGCUGCUGCUGGUGGGCGGCACCCUCGUGGGCUUCUCGUGGCUCGCGCUGCUGGCGGUGCUGGCGCUGCCGGUGACGGCGGGGAGGUGGCUCGUGCGCUGCCUCCUCGCCGGGCACUCGCCGGGGGUGUCCGACGACUUCCUGCCGCUGAGCCUGGGGGUGGUGAUGCUCUCGGGAGCCGUGCUCGGGAGCGUCAAGGUGUGGGAGGCCGUCUGCGCGGUCGCUGCCCGCGCGGCCACCCUGGAGCCGCGCCGGCGGCUGCCGAGGCUGCUGGCCUGCGCCUGCUCCUGCGCGGCGCUGGGCGCGGUGGGGCUUGUCCUGGUCCCGAUGGGCGUCGGCCUUUUCGCGCUCAAGCUGCUCCUGCCGCUGAAGGCGCCCACCGUCUACCAUUUUCCGAUGGUGUUCCUCGUGGCGGACUGCUGGAGCCUCGGGCUGCUGCUGUGCAAGGUGAUUUCCCGGCUGGUCCAGACGGGCACGAUCAUGCACGAUCUGCACCAGGAGCUCGCGGCCGUCUUGGAAGAGGUGCAGGGCUCCCUCACGGACCUCUUCUUCGACUUGCGGGCGCACUGGCGCAUCUGGCGCGGGGUCGUGCUGCCGCUGCUGGAGGCGGUGGUGCUCUGCCUCGUUCUGCCGUGCACCGUGGCUCAUACGCUUGUCCGGUAUGUGGUGCCGGAGGAUUACCUGUUCACCCACGCCUUCCUGUUGAUGUACUGCUGCCACAUUCUGCUCGCCGCGCGCAUCUCGUGCUCCACGCUGCCUACGGCGAGGCACUGGCUGGAGGGAGUGCGGCAGCGGAUAUUCGACUCCAAGUAUUUGGUGACCACCGAGCUGCAGAACUACCACCCCACAGAAGCCGCAUCGGCCGCGGGGGAGCGUCGGCCAUCCACCCAGCUGCACCGAUCCCGGCCAGGCCCGUCUCUGCACUCUGCAUGCCUUCCCGGCCAGGCCAGGAGGAGGCCAGGAGGGCACGCGUGUGCACCGAUCCUUUGAGGUCCAGGGCCGACCUGGCUGAGAUUUGCGCAGGUUGCCGGUUGGCACCUCCCCAGGCCGCUGGCAGUGCUGCGCUGCAGUGAGCGGCUGCCCGCCCGACGAUCCCACGGGCACCCGCCCGCUAGGCUCGCCCCGACUCGUCUCGCUCAUCUUGCCCGUUCUUGCCUCCACUUCCAUGUUCCGCUACUCCAUGCGGCCCAUUGCGCCUCAUGCGCACUUCGGCCAGCCCGACAUCGGCCUUUCUCUCGACUUGGACAUUCUGCAGGUCCGGCCGACUGACUGACCCUCCCUUUCCCAUCUAGUAGUUCCUCUUCGUGUUCCUCGCCGUG